Molecule: messenger RNA, 819 nt
Organism: Alternaria arborescens
Lineage: Eukaryota; Fungi; Ascomycota; Dothideomycetes; Pleosporales; Pleosporaceae
Exons: 3
Coding region: 1-819 (272 amino acids)
Molecular function (GO): electron transfer activity; copper ion binding
Source: RefSeq, a predicted model, not a curated record
AUGUAUUUCUCAAGAGCAACCAUUCUCUCCGCCGUCUUCGGCCUCGCGUGCGCCCAAGAGUCUUCCAUGACCGCUUCAGUAUCCAUGGCCUCCGCCACUCAGCCGACACUCUCCUCAGCUGUGUUGGGCAGCGUAUCGACAUCUCAGCCAUCUGCAAUGGCAGGCAUGGUCAUGACACACGUCGUCCAAGUCGGAGGUCCAAAUGGAAGCCUGACCUUCUCUCCCUCCAACGUUGUCGCACAGCCAGGAGAUCUUGUUCAGUUCCAAUUUCACCCCAAGAACCACUCAGUCGUUCAAUCUACCUUCGACAACCCAUGCACACCCAUCCAAAACAUCAUGUCCAACAAAACCGAUGCCUUCUUCUCUGGCUUCAUGCCUACGAACGCUUCCGUUACUGCUACAAGUCAAGUCCUCACAUACACCAUCCGUGUCGCAGAUGCGAAGCCAGUCUGGUUCUACUGUUCUCAGGGCAAGCAUUGCCAAGCUGGUAUGGUCGGUGCUAUCAACGCCCCUACAUCUGGCAACAAAACAAUGUCUGCCUUUGUCGCUCUCGCCGCUCAAGCUACGGAGAACCUCUCCCCCGGCCAAGCAGCCGGCUCAGGCGGCGCCGCAGGCAACACACCCACCUCGCCUUCAGCUGGUGGUGGCGCGAACUCUGGUACCGAUAGUACCUCUGGUGGUGCUGCAGGUGGUGCUAGUAGCUCUGCCAGUGGUGCUCCUGCUCAGGCCACUGCUAACGUUGCUGCUGGUGGUUUCAGCCCGCAGAGCUACGUUGGAGCUGCUGCUGCGGUUGUUGCUGCUGUCGUUGGUGUUUUGUAA